Closterium sp. NIES-67 is the source of this 850-nucleotide messenger RNA. The record is from the annotation of a GenBank genome assembly. Lineage: Eukaryota; Viridiplantae; Streptophyta; Zygnematophyceae; Desmidiales; Closteriaceae.
GCAAACUGUUUGCAUGAACAGUCCCCGAAGAUCUGACGAAAUUGCUUCGUCAAUUCUCAUAUAUAUAUCCGGACGACUUGCCACCUGGCCUACCGCUAGAACGCCCUCAGGUCGGAUCGAACUCGAACCUGGCGCGCAACCAACUAUCCGGACACAGUGGCGGCUGACACAACCCGAGCUCCAGGAACUGCGGGACCAGCUGGACUACUUGCUGGCCAAGGGGUUCGUUCAACCGAGCACGUCCCCAUUUGCAGCCUCGAUCCUGUUCACCCCCAAGAAAGAUGGGGGCCUUCGAAUGUGCAUCGAUUAUCGCGCCCUGAAUAGGGUUACGAUAAAAUCUCGCUACCCAAUCCCGCGUGCGGACGAACUGAUCGACCAGCUGCGAGGCGCUUGCUAUUUCUCGAAGAUCGACAUCCGCGGCGGUUACCAUCAGAUUCGAGUCUUCGUCGACGACUGCCACAAGACCGCGUUUCGUACUCGCUACGGGAGUUACGAAUACACAGUCAUGCCGUUCGGGUUAACGAAUGCCCCCUCCACAUUCCAGCUGAAGAUGAACAGGGUAAUCUGGGAUCUACUCGAUAAAUGUGUGAUAAUUUAUCUGGACGAUAUCCUGAUUUACAGCACGACACGGGAACAGCACUUAAAGAACCUGGAAGGGGUUUUUCAGUGCCUGCAGCAGAAUUGUCUCAUCACCAAAGGCUCUAAGUGUGAGUUUUUAAAACCCGAACUGGAGUUUUUGGGGCACGUUAUUUCGACGGAGGCCGUGAAAAUUGACCCCCGCAAAAUACGGGCGAUUCAGGAUGGGAAGCCGACGACCAACCUCUAGGAGCUGCAAUCGUUCUUGGGGUUC